Molecule: messenger RNA, 651 nt
Organism: Bacidia gigantensis
Lineage: Eukaryota; Fungi; Ascomycota; Lecanoromycetes; Lecanorales; Ramalinaceae
Exons: 2
Coding region: 1-651 (216 amino acids)
Source: RefSeq, a predicted model, not a curated record
AUGCCUAUAUCUGUUGAUUCCGAAAGUACACAAUGUCAGCAUGUUCCCUUCCCACCCCUAGCCAACCAGGCGUUGCAGCAACACGCUCUUCAGCACUUCUUGGGCAACCUGCAAGAGCUCUGUACGGACGCAUUCAACGGGAUGGGCUACUUCUGCAACGAAAAUGGUGCUCUCACGCCCGUCGAUCCUCCCACAUUUCUAUACAGCAACGCAGGCUCCCAGCCUUACAAGACAGCCUGUCUGGCGAACUGCAUUUGUGUACCCGAGUAUGAAUGGGACCCCGACUUCGGAGAAGAUCACGCCGCCUGCGCCAGCGACGGCGGCCCAACCGAUCCAGGCGACAAUGAUGAUGAUGAUAACGACGACGCAUCUUCUUCCGAACCCGCCCCACAACGGCCUUGUGUUCCAUCUGGAUCGCUUUCCCCAAAUCCGUUCGAUAGCGAUAUCACCUGCAACGGGCUCAUGUUUGGGUUUCCGAUUAACGAAGACUGCGAGAAGGCGGUUGGGUUCUUAACGACGUCGAGAUUGGGGUAUGGCCAUAACCGCUUCGAGCAUACUGAAUUUGUGGAGGAUGGGGCGUCUCUGACUGAUGAGGAUCCUGAUGCUACUGUUCUGCUCCCGUAUUCACAUACUAAUGGUGAGUUGAAAUGA